CAUGUUUAUUAUAAUAAGAUAUUCUGUCAACAGUGGCUAUUUACCUUAAUUAAAUAAAAUUUUAAUUGAACUUAAAAUAUAAUUUAAAAAAUAAAUAAAUUAUAUACACAUAGAUCUAAAGUCGAUACGAAUCGCAUGAUCUCGUCCACAGUUCCCAUUCAUUAUGGAAAAUCCAGUGCAACACAACCCAGAAUAUUUGCUAUAGUUACAUGAGAAUUGCAAACAUAACCUCUUUGAUGGGAGCUCGAAGUCCACUGCAUCUUCCCUGAGUGCAUUUUUACUGAGAUCGAUGACGCGUGUCAUCUGUCUUAACCCAAGCACAGGUCAUCUGUUUACCUGACCAAUUGAGUCUCUCUGAUCGAGCCCACGACACGACUGGCCAAUAGCGGGGCAGCGCGGUGUCCACCGCUCAGCUCACCACUCACCGCACUGCGCAGCUAUUGGCCAGCCGCGGCGAGGGCUCGCUCAGAGAGACUCAAUUGGUCAGGUAAAUAGCUGCAAGUUGGCAGGAAGAGCUAGAGAGCGGAGAUACAUGAUGAUGUCAACACGGCAGUGAUCCUUUCGGUCUGGAAAUCGCAAGGCCUUUUUAACCCAUCGAUUUCUUGAUUUAAAUAGUAAUGGUCCGGUGGGAUUAUACAAGUAAUGUUCUGCUUGGUCUCAGAAGUGGUCGUUGUGUCGGGUCUGUCCUUUAAGGCGCAUUGCAGCGUUGCUCAAGGACUCUAGUGAUCAUCUGCAGCAUCCGGAGGAGUCCAGAUCCUACUGGCUGUUUGACCAGAGAUCAAGAGACAUGGCGAAUCUGAGCCACAUCUCUCCUUGUCUACACUUCUGAGCUGGGUUUGAGGCAGGAGGACCAUGCUCUGUUCAGAGCGUGGCGUGGUGGAGGAAUGGCUCUCAGAGUUUAAGACGUUACCUGACGAUCAAAUCCGCAGCUAUUCUGGCAGCCUGCGUCUGAAGAAAGCUCUUGUACCUGCUCUCUACGCUGUUAUUCAGGAGCAGCCCAGCAGUGAGCUGCUGGCUCCGGUGUGUCAUCAGUUGUUUGAGUUGUACCGGAGCUCAGAGGAGGGUUUGCGUCGGUUUACUCUGCAGUUCCUGCCUGAGCUCAUCUGGGUGUACUUAUGGCAUUCUGCCAGCAGAGAGCGCUACCGCAAUGGCUGUGUGGAAGCCUUGCUACUGGGGAUCUAUAACCUGGAAAUUGUGGACAGUAAAGGAAAUGGAAAGCUGCUGUCAUUCACCAUACCGUCUCUCUCCAAGCCUUCAAUAUACCAUGAGCCAUCCAGCCUGGGGUCCAUGGCGUUAACCGAGGGAGCCCUGAACCAGCACGACCUCAUCCGUGUGGUAUACAGCGGUCUGCUAUCUCAGAGAGAGACAUUUACCUCACAGAACAGGUUUGAGGUGCUGUCUUUUCUGAUGCUCUGCUACAACUCAGCCGUGGUCUUUAUGCCUGCGUCCUCCCACCAAUCGGUUUGCAGAAUGAGCACACGACUGUGUGUGAGCGGUUACCCGCGGCAGCAGCAGAAGUCGUGGAAGGAGCUGUGUAACCGUGUACGACUGGAGCCAGAGUUUAUGGUGCAGAUGCUGACUGCUGUUUACCACGCCAUUUAUAAUGGGCAGUGGGAUCUGGGGAGGGAAGCUUUGGAUGACAUCCUCUACCGAGCACAGCUAGACCUCCAUGCCCAGCCAUUGCUGGUGGCGAAUGCAAUUAGUCGCUCACUUCCGUCCCGUCCUCCAGAGGGUUCACGGAACCUUUUGGAGGUGGAAGUAACGCCUGCUGGGAGAUGCGUCUCACAGGCAGCUGUCACUACUGCCUCCAUUCGUCGUCUCCGCUGGAAACGAGAGGAUUGUUUUGAUUUCUCAACCACGGCUGAAUUCUACGCCUCCAUCACGCCCAGCCGAUACACCCCCCCGGAGAGACCAGACAAUCCUGUGGCACGCGGGCGGAUAAAGUGCACCAUUCACCUAACUUUGCAAGGGGAUGCCGAUGGUGUGAGCUGUGGAGAGGACUCUUUUGACCCAGAUGAAGGAUUUUCCUCUGGGGCUUCCAGCAGCAGUCAGCCCAGCAGCGUGAAACGUGAUUGGGUCAUAACGGGCGUUCGGCCUUUCCGGGAUCCGGGAGCCAGGCAGAGAGAGAGCACGUCGGCUGACACCAGAGCCGCCCUCCGAAGCCUCCACCAACGGCACCAGUCCCCUCCUCCUGCCAUCAGCCUCCGUACUGCAGAAAGCAGUCGCAGCCCGAGUCCCAGUGCUCCCAGACGCUUUCUGGACCCGCAUUACAUCCCUCCCUUCGCUGGUGCGCCUCCUAAAACCAGCAGCACGUCUUCUAGCAAGUCCCUUGACUGUACCGGCCUAAACGGCUCAUCAGGACCUACAGAUAGCCUAUCGCUGGGAAGCCUCAGUGCAGAUAGGGCACAUUAUCUGUCAGCCAUCAGCUUGCAGGAUGAACGACUUGGGCGAGCAACGCGGAGCCAGGAUCUCCUGUCCCCCGGGAGUCCGUUCUCCUCUGGAAGCCCGCUGUCCAAACAGUCUCGAUCACCCAGUUUUAAUAUGCAGAUUAUAUCACAGGUGUAAAAUGAUUUUGCUGGGCUGUGUGUGUGCAUGAGAAUAUGGAAGUUUAUUUCUGCUGUGGAAUCAAAUAAAUAAAUAAAGGUAAUUACGACUUUUUAUCUCAUAAUUCUGACCUUGUUUCUCAAACUUCUGAUGCAAUAUUUGACCAUUCAGAUUUUUUUCCUCAUAGUUUUGUUUAUACCUCACAAUUCAGAAUUUUUUUUCUAUAUAUUAACUCCGAUAUAAGAGAGAUAAAUUCACAGCUCUGAGAAAAAAAAUUGCGAGAUAAGUAAUUGCAAGAUAUAUUGUGAGAUAUACACUCGUAAUUGCGAGAAAGAGGUCAGAAUUGUCACUUUUAUUUUUAUUUCAUGAUGUAAAAAAAAAAAAAAUUAACUGCAAGAUGUAAACUCAGAAUUCUGAAAAGAAUUACGAGAUAUGAACUCAGAAUUUUGAGGAAAAAUUUUGACAUAAACUUGCAAUUCCGAGAAGAAAAGUCAAAAUUGUGAGAUAAAUGCUUGCAAUUGUGAGUCGCAAUUAACCUUUUUUUUAGUUUUUAUACCGUGGCCAAAAAAAAAAGAAGAAUUGCGAGAAAGUCAGAAUUGUGAAAUAUAAACUUGCAAUUCUAAGAAAGUCUCAAUUAUCUUUUUUAUUUCGUAAUAAAAGAAUUGUGAUAAACUCCCAAUUGCAAGAAAAAACUGCAUUUGAGACAAAAAGUCACAAUUUAUUUAUUUACUUUUGUGGUGGAAACAAGCUUCCGUAUGAGUGAGUGAAAGUGAGAGAGAGAAGCAGAAAUGUUAACAUGCAUGCGUACAAGCAUGUUGUCUUACGGUGUGCGUGUGAAUGUGUUCGAAUGAGAGUGCGCUCGUACACUUUUAUUUGAUCACUACAUUAUGCACUUAGGUUCAGUGUGGAGGAAAUAUUUGUUUUGCACAAUGGACACGUUCAAGUGCACAUGAUCUGAGACUGUUUUAAAUGUGCCAUACAAACAUACAAUAACAACAUGGUGUUACUUUAAGAGGAACAAACAUUACCGUAUCAGAGCAAUGAACUUCAACAACCGACAAUCACGGUCAAUGCAUAGAGAAAGGCCUGAUAGUGCAUGAUCCAAAGAGUUUUAUCCAGCCCAGCUGUACUGUAGGUCAUCCUCAAGGAAUCCUCUUCCACGUCUUUGUUUCGGUUUGUGCUGAUUGAGCCCGCUUAACUUUUGCCUGUGCUCUUCACCCACCAUAGAAAAUAAAUUGUGUGGACUGCCUCAAUAAAACGCUAUGUCGUGAAAUAAAUAAAUAAAUAAAAAACAGUAUAUGUUGUACUUUGGAACAAGUUUAUAUUUUAAAUUGUGUAUAUUUGUGUAAAUGAUUAUUGUACUAUAGAAAGAGUAUAUGCUAACAGAAUCUAUAUUGCUUGUACAGAGAUAGAAAGCUAUCUGCUGAAUGGUGAAUAAAUGUGCUGUUCAAGAGAA
Messenger RNA from Onychostoma macrolepis, 4000 nucleotides. RefSeq names its product hyccin 2. The transcript has 13 exons. Gene Ontology annotation, biological process: phosphatidylinositol phosphate biosynthetic process; protein localization to plasma membrane. Lineage: Eukaryota; Metazoa; Chordata; Actinopteri; Cypriniformes; Cyprinidae. Gene Ontology annotation, cellular component: plasma membrane. The coding region runs from base 853 to 2565 and encodes 570 amino acids. The record is from RefSeq and is a predicted model, not a curated record.